AUGUAUAAUAUGUUUGCUGCUGCUACUAAAAGUUUUGUGAAGCAGGUUGGUGACGGAGGUCGAUUAGUUCCUGUCCGCAGUCUCAGUGAAGCUGAUAAAUAUCAACCUCUUGGUCUUGUUAUCAAAAAGAAAAACUGCUUUCUUUCUAAAAGGUCGAAAUUUACCUCAACACCAUUCAGCCUAAAAGACAUUCUUCAAGGAGAGAAAGAAAUUUCUGCAGGUAUUUCAUCAUAUCAAUUACUAAAUUAUGAAGACAAAUCUGAUGUAGCCCUUAAUGGCAAGCAAGGAAAUCACAUCAUGAACUCUUCUGGGGUCAGUACUGCUGGGUCAGAUUCCCUUGCAGUGAAGGCUUCUUUCGGUAUUGUAACUAAGCAUGAGGUUGAGGUACCGACAUUGCUCAGAGAAUUAACUAGUAGAAAAGUGGAUUUCGAACACUGCCUUGUUCGUCAGUCACGAGAGAGUAGUAGAACGGUUCUCUGUGUGGUGAUGGAGAGUAUUCGAACAACUCGACAGUGUUCUCUCUCUGUUCAUGCUGGUAUGAGAGGUGACACAAUGAGAUUUCAUAUUAUCGAUGAACAUAAUUACAAAGGAUGUGACAAAGCAAUUGUCUUUCCUGCACAUACAACAAUUGCAUUUAGCAUAUUUGAGCUUUAUAUUCGCCUGGAUGGUAAUUUUGAACUUUGUGUUGCUCCAGAAUCAAAAGGAGGAUUUGAAAAAGAACCAUCAAGAUCAUUUUCACUAACUAAAUUAAGGAAAAAUCUAUUUCAUCGAAAUAAAAGGGUGAUGGAUAUCAUUGUCCACUCAGAUAAUUAUUUAGAUGACCUUUUUGCGGAUUAUUAUGAAAAAACAGCAAGCAUGACUGACAUUUCAACAAACUAUUUCCGAGAAGGAGCCCAUGUACGAGUGAAUUUGCUUAAUAACCACAUUCCUAAAGGUCGUUGUUCUUUAUGCGGUAUGGGGAGUUCCAGAAGGGAAACAGUUUAUGGUUGCCUUGAAUGUUCUUUUAAUGGACAAAAGUUUGUGCGACUUCAUGCCGUGCCUUGUUUUGAUCUCUGGCACAAAAGAAUGAAGUAGAUUUCUGAUAAAUGUUUACGGGCUGGCUCCAAAGUUAAUUAUACUUCAUUCCCUAUAAAACCAAUGGAAUUAGCUAAGUCACAGCUAUCUUUUCAUCUUGAUUUCAAUGGAAUUUAAAUGCAACUAACUAAUUCUGGAUACAAUUCUGUAUCUGAACUAGGUUUGAUUGUGCCAUCAGGGUCUGUGAAUUUUGACUGCAAACAUGUAAAAGACAGAACCACAAAGUCUCCUAUUUGCAUCUAUAUUUUUAAAAGUAAGUUUUCUAGUUAUAAAAAUAAAUAUCAGUUAGAAUAAUUUAAUAAAACUGCUUUCCAAAAUUUGUUUUCUUGGAUUUCCUUUGAUCUACAUAAUGAAGAUAUGUACACUUUUGACUUAAACU
Ahaetulla prasina is the source of this 1453-nucleotide messenger RNA. RefSeq names its product pejvakin (gene PJVK). NCBI's taxonomy places the organism in Eukaryota, Metazoa, Chordata, Lepidosauria, Squamata, Colubridae. Bases 1 to 1074 code for a protein of 357 amino acids. The transcript is spliced from 6 exons. Gene Ontology annotation, biological process: programmed cell death. The record is from RefSeq and is a predicted model, not a curated record. Gene Ontology annotation, cellular component: cytoplasm.